Messenger RNA from Hippocampus comes (tiger tail seahorse), 1748 nucleotides. It is a transcript of the gene ttc38, whose product is annotated as tetratricopeptide repeat domain 38. Gene Ontology annotation, molecular function: protein binding. The transcript is spliced from 14 exons. The record is from RefSeq and is a predicted model, not a curated record. NCBI's taxonomy places the organism in Eukaryota, Metazoa, Chordata, Actinopteri, Syngnathiformes, Syngnathidae. The coding region runs from base 116 to 1516 and encodes 466 amino acids.
CCGCAAAGGUUUCCGCUGCGUGUCAUUUUAACCUAACUUGACUCAGUGAAAAGUAGCGAAGGAGUCAAAGUUUGCGGUCUGUAGUUAUACUUUGCAUCCAUACAGUAACCUCAAAAUGGAUCCUUUGAGCUUCAGGGACUGUGCGGCUUGGAGGGCUGAGGGUCUUCCAUUCUCCACCAGCAGUAAUGAGGCGUGCAAACUUUAUGAUGCUAUUCUCACUCAGUAUGUGAAAUGGCGCAACAUUGACAGUAUCGGAGGAAUUGAGGGAUGCAUUACUCGUAUCAAGGAGGCUGAUCCGGAUUUUGUGAUGGGCCAUGUGAUGAGCACGGGCUUAGAGUUGCUGGGAACAGCGACCACCCCCCGCCUGAACCAACGUCUGGCCAGCGCUGUGAAGAAAACGGUGGAGCUGGCCGGCAGUCAAAACCUCACCCCGAGAGAGAAGCUCCACGUCAAGGGCUUGGAGUUGUUGUCACAUGGGAAUUUACCCAGAGCCAGUGAUGUUUGGGAAGACAUCCUGGUUGAUCAUCCCACAGACUUACUCGCCCUCAAGUUUGCCCAUGAUAGCUAUUUCUAUAUGGGAGCUCAAACCCAGAUAAGGGAUUCGGUUGCUCGAGUACUGCCCCAUUGGAAGCCUCAUACCCCUUUGUCCAGCUAUCUGAAAGGAUUGUAUUCUUUUGGUCUGCUGGAGACGCACUUCUAUGACCAGGCUGAGAAAGUAGGGAUGGAGGCCCUUGCACUGGUUCCUGAUGACGCAUGGUCCGUCCACUCUGUCGCCCAUGUCUAUGAGAUGACAGCGGAGGUGGACAAAGGCUUGAAGUUCAUGGAAGCGAGGGAGAAAGACUGGCAGGUAUCCGAUAUGCUAGCCACUCACAACUACUGGCACUGGGCGCUGUACUUCAUUGAGAAGGGACAAUAUGAGGCUGCACUGCAAAUAUUCGAUUCUCAGGUAAUCAAACAUUGUAAAACCAAGGGAUCCAUGUUGGACCUGGUCGACGCCAGCUCCCUCCUCAGCAGACUGGAGAUGGAGGGUGUGUUUGUGAAAGACCGCUACCGGGACCUGCUGCAGGUAGCGCUGCCUCACACCGAUGACCACGUGACUCUAUUUAAUGACCUCCACAUCCUCAUGGUGUCCCUGGGAGCGAAAGAGACUGGCGCUUCGAAGCGUCUGCUGGAAGGCCUCCAGGAAUUGGCUAAGACACCGGGUGACAACUACCAUCAUAAGCUGGCUGAACCCAUCGGGGUCCCCAUGUGUCAAGCUUUGAUGGAAUAUGAUGAAGGAAACUACGAUCAAACUGUGGAGUUGCUUUACCCUUUGCGCUACAGUGUCGUGCAGAUAGGGGGCAGUGAUGCACAGAGAGAUGUCUUCAAUCAACUGCUUAUUCAUGCGGCCUUGAAAUCGGAGAAUAAGCGCCACCAGAGACUUGGCAGAUGUCUACUGGUGGAGCGUGAAGCAACAAAGCCAAACUCCCCUCUGACUGAUCGUCUGAUGCAGAGAGCCGUGGCCCUUCACCACUAGACUGAUUGCAAGAAGCACACAGCCCCACGUAAUCUGAUGUUCCCAUGUCUGAUUUCAGGACUGACUUGUUUUUUUUUUUUAAAAACACAUUUUACCAUGUGAAUGAAAAGUGUGCACAUUUUGCAAAUGUGUUCACCCUAAAACCUAAACGAUAUCAUUGAUGGAUGUCUGCAUUUGCUUAAUCAGACACAGCUAGUCAUCAUAAAUUCAUGGUUUCAUUAAAAUGAAUUUU